AUGCCACAAAAGACUGCAUUGGUGACAGGGGCCACCGGACUACUCGGCCGGCAGGUCUUCAAGGCCUUCGAAGCUUCCGGCUGGACUGUCAAGGGCACCGGCUUCUCUCGAGCCAAUGGCACAACAGUCCUCAAAGUCGACCUGGGAAGUCCGGCCGAUGUUGAGAAGGCUCUGGAUGAGACCAGGCCCAGCGUUGUAGUUCACUGCGCCGCAAAUCGCUUCCCUGACAAGGUCGACAAGGACCCAGAGGGAACGCGCAGGCUCAACGUCGAGGCCACCGGCGCCCUCGCGCGCCUCUGCGCCACCCGGGACAUCCUGCUCAUCUACAUCUCUACCGACUACGUCUUCUCCGGCAAGCCGGGGGACGCCCCAUACCAGGCCGACGCCGCCACCGGCCCGACCAACCUCUACGGCCAGACCAAGCUCGACGGCGAGGCCGCCACCCUCGACGCGUUCAAGAGCGCCGGCAAGGAGCGCCUGGGCGUCGUGCUCCGCGUCCCCGUCCUCUACGGCCCAGCAGAGUCCCCCGCCGAGAGCGCGGUCAACGUGCUCAUGGACUCGGUCACCAAGGCGCAGAGUCCCGGUGCCAAAGUCAAGAUGGACCACUGGGCCCUGAGGUAUCCGACCAACACGGAGGAUGUGGGUCGCGUAUGUCACGGUGCGUCUUGUCUCUCUCGCUCUCUCCCCCCCUUGCUUCACCUGCCACAUUCCUCAGCGACAGACUCGCCCCUGUUAGGAAGGCAUGUCGUUUUGACUGACUUCCCUGCCAAUCCGCGAUUAGACGUGGCCGUAAAGUACCUAGCGUCUCAGGACCGGACCUCGUUACCACGCGUGCUGCAGUUCUCGAGCGAGGACAAGUACACCAAGUACGAGAUAUGCCAGCUGUUCGCCGAGAUCAUGGGCCUGAACAUCGACAACAUGGAGGCAAACGCCGAGGGCAACGACCCCAACGCGAGUGUGCAACGGCCGUACGACUGCCACCUGAGCACCAAGGCCCUGAAGGACUUGGGCAUCGACGUGUCCACCCAGGACUUUGUCGGCUGGUGGCGACGCGAGAUGAGGGCAUUCAGACACUAG
Thyridium curvatum is the source of this 1077-nucleotide messenger RNA. RefSeq lists its product as uncharacterized. NCBI's taxonomy places the organism in Eukaryota, Fungi, Ascomycota, Sordariomycetes, Thyridiales, Thyridiaceae. Gene Ontology annotation, biological process: S-adenosylmethionine biosynthetic process. The record is from RefSeq and is a predicted model, not a curated record. Gene Ontology annotation, cellular component: methionine adenosyltransferase complex. Gene Ontology annotation, molecular function: methionine adenosyltransferase regulator activity. The coding region runs from base 1 to 1077 and encodes 358 amino acids. The transcript is spliced from 3 exons.